AUGCCGCACUCCUUCGGUUACCGUGCUCGUACGCGCGACAUGUUCGCUCGUCCGUUUCGUCAGAGUGGUAUGAUCAAGAUGUCGACGUACUUGCGUACGUUCAAGGUCGGUGACUACGUGGACAUUAAGGCCAAUGGUGCCGUACAAAAGGGUAUGCCCCACAAGUACUACCACGGCCGUACUGGUCGUGUCUAUAACGUCACGAAGCGUGCCGUUGGUGUGCGUGUGAACAAAGUGGUUGGCAACCGCAUCAUCCACAAGCACAUUAAUGUGCGUAUUGAACACGUGCACCAGUCCAAGUGUCGUCUGGGUUUCCUUACGCGUGUCAAGGAGAACGAGCUGAAGAAAAAAGAGGCUCGUGCUACUGGUGUCCGUGCUCAGAUCAAGCGUCUUCCCAAGCAGCCCAAGGCCGCCUACACGCUAAAAGCGAACGGUACCAAGCCCAUUACGAUGGCGGCCCAACCGUUCGUGGACCUCAUGUAA
Molecule: messenger RNA, 483 nt
Organism: Peronospora farinosa
Lineage: Eukaryota; Oomycota; Peronosporomycetes; Peronosporales; Peronosporaceae
Source: the annotation of a GenBank genome assembly